Molecule: messenger RNA, 333 nt
Organism: Blumeria graminis f. sp. triticale
Lineage: Eukaryota; Fungi; Ascomycota; Leotiomycetes; Helotiales; Erysiphaceae
Source: the annotation of a GenBank genome assembly
AUGAAAAUAGUUCUUCCUCAUCUCGCUAUUGCGCUCUUGAGCGUUGUAGCGCCAGCACUUGCUGUGAUGUAUGACUGUUUUGGGACCAUUAUUGAUGGGGAUGUCGUGAAGAGAGCAGAGGCUAGUCACGAAUAUGCUAGUACUUCAAAAGUAGCCUUAAUUAAAGAGGAUUCGAAAAUUCCAUACACAUACUUUGAUAUCCAUACCACUGGUCAAUAUUCCGAGAGAUAUACAGGUUUUGCCUGCUUUGUGGACACAGCUAUGACCAAACCCGAUGUGCGGAAACAUCAUGAAGAAACUUGGUGGCCGUGUAAUCGCCUAACUUCAAGUUGA